CUGGCACAAAUUUCUGGGAAGAAAAACUUCGUUUCCUUCAAAACUCUCAGGAAUCUGCCUAGCAAUCGUGUCUCAGUUGUUCUCAGAAUUUGUUCUUUGGUUUAAUUUGGGUUUUCCUCUUUCAUACUCAUACUUCAGAUCCCCUUUUUGUUGAAUUUGAAUUGCAUUUUCCUAUUCAUGGCCCUUCAUCUCAGCAGUGCGUGGUUUGGUAGUUUUCUGGGUCACUCGAGAGUUCAGAGAGUAAAAUCAGUUGCUUCUAAGGGCUCUGCUACUCUCAAAACAGAGGAAGAGAAGAAGAUAAAGUUAGGUGGUUCUGACUUGAAGGUGACAAAGCUGGGAAUUGGAGCUUGGUCUUGGGGUGAUAUUACUUUCUGGAACAAUUUCAAUUGGACUGAUAAGGAUGAGAAAGCUGCCAGAGAUGCUUUCAAUGCUAGUGUUGAUGGGGGCCUAACCUUCUUUGAUACUGCUGAAAUUUACGGUUCUAAUCUCAUGCUAGGAGCAGUAAAUUCAGAGGUUCUUCUUGGAAGGUUUAUCAAGGAAAGAAAACGGAGAGAUCCAGGAGCAGAGAUUGAUGUUGCUACCAAGUGUGCCGUAUUGCCCUGGCGGCUUGGUCGUCAAAGUGUUCUCACUGCACUUAAAGAUUCCCUUGCUCGACUUGGACUCUCUUCGGUGGAGCUUUAUCAGCUGCACUGGCCGGGAGUAUGGGACAAUGAAGGGUAUAUUGAUGGACUGGGAGAUGCUUUUGAACAAGGCCUUGUUAAGGCUGUUGGUGUUUCAAACUAUAAUGAAAAGCGGCUCCGUGACGCCUAUGAGAAGCUUAAGAAGAGAGGCAUCCCUUUGGCUUCAAACCAAGUAAACUAUAGCCUCAUCUACAGGGUCCCUGAGGAAAAUGGUGUGAAAGCUGCAUGUGACGAACUUGGGGUCACAGUGAUUGCAUAUUGUCCACUUGCUCAAGGAGUUUUAUCAGGAAAGUAUGGUCCUGAGAAUCCACCAACUGGUCCUCGAGGCAUAGUUUAUACUCCAGAAUACUUAAGAAAGCUCCAACCUUUGCUGAAAAGAAUCGCUGAGAUUGGAGACAAGUAUGAUAAAACAAAUAUACAGGUAGUCUUAAACUGGCUUAUGGCACAAGGCAACGUUGUGCCUAUUCCAGGAGCUAAAACUGCAAAACAAGCUAAGGAAUUUCUUGGUGCACUUGAUUGGAGGCUAAAUGGUGAUGAGAUAGCUGAGCUCAGAAGUAUGGCUUCCAACAUUGAACGUGUUAUUGGUCUUCCUUUCGAAAGAUUUUGAAAUAUUAGCAUUAUGUUAACAAUAUUUUAUGCGCGUGAGUUCAUCACAGCAGAAAAUUAAAAAUUAAUAGAGGUUAAAUAUGAACUUGAUAGUUUUAUAAUAAAUAUUAAUGUUUAGAAGAUAUAAAAUGAAA
Neltuma alba is the source of this 1420-nucleotide messenger RNA. RefSeq lists its product as uncharacterized. Lineage: Eukaryota; Viridiplantae; Streptophyta; Magnoliopsida; Fabales; Fabaceae. The transcript is spliced from 10 exons. Bases 178 to 1287 code for a protein of 369 amino acids. The record is from RefSeq and is a predicted model, not a curated record. Gene Ontology annotation, cellular component: cytoplasm.